CCCCCCUUUACCCAUAGUGUUUCUGCUAGUCAGUAAUCGGUCUACUAGAUUUGCCCGGUGCUUGCCUAUUUCGCAUUUGAGACGGGAGAGAUCUGUUAAUACCAUGAAGACUUCACUGAUUAUUGGAACCGUUAUCCUGGCUUUAGCUGUUGCCAGUGUUCAUGGAGUAUAUAGGCGCCCGAUGUACAAAAAACUUGUUCCGGUCUCAAAAUCUUAUGCCAGACAAAUAAGAAAGUACUAUCGGCCUUAUCAACAACGGAUACAAAAUAUCAUCAGAGGCAAUUAUGGUAGACGUUACGACAGUAAGAAAACGUAUCCCUCUCAGAAAAUAAGAACGGUCUACAGAAGAGUACCUAUAAUUAAACCAAUGACGAUAUAUAAGAGAAUUCCCGUAUACAAGCCAGUAAUUAAAACAUACAUAAAGAAAGUUCCAUACGUAAAGGAAGUACCAGUUAUCAAGACAGUUUACAAAAACAAAUUCAUUCCUAAGACCAUCAGAGUCGAAGUCCCAGUCGCAAGUCCCGUUCGUGUUCCAGUUGAGGUUCCAGUUCCUCAGCCAAUGGCUCCAAUUAUAGACGAACCAGUUUUUGACAACAAUAACAAUAUCGGUCUUUCUUCAUCAAAAGUAAAAACAGAAAGUUCAAACAGCGGCAGUGGCGACAUAAACAUAGGACUAGGAAUCGGAUUGGGCGGCGUCGGAGUAGGAACUGCUGGGGAUGGAAAAGCUGUCGGAGUCGGAUCAGGAAACGGACAUAAUAUAGAAAUUGGUGGUCCAAAUAUUGAGAUUGGAGGUCCGAAAAUAGACAUCGGUGGUCCACAUGAUGGUUUUGGUGGCCCACAUGAUGGCUUUGGUGGCCCACACAUGGACAUGGGUGGCCCAAAUAUUGACAUGGGUGGCCCACAUAUUGACAUCGGUGGCCCACCCAUUGAUAUGGGUGGACCACAAUUUAAUAGCCCAAAUAUGGACUUAGGCGGAAAUAUUGGAGGAGCGCCAGGCAUGGAUUUCGGAUUUGGCGUCGGGGGAAUGGAUGGUGGUAUGGGAAUGGGGGUGAGCGACCUAGGCGGAAGUGUCGGCGGAGGUAUGGGCGGAAAGCAUGGUGGAGCAGGUUUCGGAGUGGGUGGAAAUGAUCUCGCCGGAGGGGUUGGUUUCGGCAGUGGAUCAAUGGGAGGAGCAGGAGGAGGUGGAGCUAUGGACACUAACGGUGUGGGUAUUGGAAUAGGGCAUGGGGAUGGAAGUUUCGGAAUCGGUAUUGGUCGUGCCAUGCCAGAACCAAGAGAUACCCUCAUUGUCUCUGAUGCCGACCACGUCAGAAUCGGGGAACACGACUUUAGAGGACGUGGAGGCAGAGGCAGGAACCUUUUCAUUCAUGACGCCGACCAUGUUACAUCAGCAGGCGGGGGUCAUCAAGGACAUAAUGGCGGUGGUAAUGACGGUUUCAACAACCCUGUUGCCAUCUUCGGAGUAGACAACGGAGGCAAUGGAGGUAGUGUUGGAGGAAACGGAAUGGACAACGGUAUUAAUCUGGACGGUCUCGGAGGUGGAAACGGAGGCAUUGAAUCCGGGCAUGGAUUUGACAACGGAGUUGGAUUAGACGGACUUGGAGGUCCAUCUGAUCUCGGCCAUAACGGCGGAUUUGAAAACCACGGUGGAUUCAUCGACGGCAAUGGUGGUGGUAUAUUCGACCAAGGAAUCAACGGAGGAGGUUUCAUGGAUAACUUUAACAAUGCUGGUUCUAUUGACAGCAACUUGGGAGGACCUUUCGUCGAACCUCUGGUUGGUGGAAACCUGGAUGGAAACAUCAACAUCGUCAAAAAUGGCGGAUCUCUCGAUCAAGGAAUCGGUGGCGGCGUAGGACAUCUUGAUUUUGGUGGCCAUGGACACAUGGAUCAUGGAGUAGUUGGUGUAGAUGCAGGAGCUAAAGCCACAACAAAUGUUAAUGUAAAUGUAAAUUCAAAUGCCGCUGCUCAUGGCACAGGAGGGUCUGGUUUCGGCAUGGGACCCGGUCACGUGGACAUCUUACCCGCACCAAUUGAUCAUGGUCUUGCACAUGGCGGCCCAAUAAUUGAUGCAGGUCACGGAGUUCACUCAGGAGGUCACACGGGCAAGGGCAAACGUAUUUAAGCGAAUGUCAUUCCAUUGGAGGAUAGAGGAGCCAUGUAGCAUCUAGGAUUAUUUAUGUCGUUGUCCAAUUUCAUCUGUGUAAUUUAACAAAAUAUCAUUUUGCAUAUAAAAUCAUUUGAAUAAA
Molecule: messenger RNA, 2246 nt
Organism: Mizuhopecten yessoensis (Yesso scallop)
Lineage: Eukaryota; Metazoa; Mollusca; Bivalvia; Pectinida; Pectinidae
Product: glycine-rich cell wall structural protein 1-like
Exons: 20
Coding region: 104-2122 (672 amino acids)
Source: RefSeq, a predicted model, not a curated record